UUAGUAGUAUAUAUCACGUGAUUAGAGAAUGCCAAAAUGUCGGAGGACAUGGAAAACGGAGGAAGGAGUGAUUCUGCUGGCAUUCUGGCAGUGAAGCCAAACCCAGGAUUAAAGUUUGAGAAAAAAUUAUCGGAGACUGAAAGAUCUACAAGGGAUAUCAAACUUAUAAACGUUGGCAAGAAAAAGAAGGACGUGAAGUUCGUUUUGACUCCGACCAAGAAGCGACUUUUGAGUCGGUCAAUUUCAGCUUCGUCAUCCACAGAUAGCUUUGAUUCAACUUCAUACACUGGAAGUUCUUCAGAUGAAGAUGAUGUCAAUCCAAGAGAAAAAGUACAGAAAAAUUCCAAAGGAAGUGCAGAUUUCUGUGUCAGGAAUAUUGACCAUGCUGCAUUUGGAAGAAGAGAGAUUGAAAUUGCUGAGCAAGAAAUGCCUGGAGUGAUGGCAUUAAGAAGACGAGCUGAAGCUGACAAGCCUCUUUCUGGUGCAAAAAUUAUUGGUUGUACACACAUCACUGCUCAGACUGCUGUUCUGAUAGAGACAUUGGCCGCACUAGGAGCAUCUGUAAGAUGGGCUGCCUGUAAUAUCUACUCUACACAGAAUGAAGUUGCUGCAGCCCUUGCAGAAGCAGGAUAUUCUAUCUUUGCUUGGAAAGGUGAAUCAGAAGAAGAUUUCUGGUGGUGUAUAGAUAAAUGUAUUAACUGUGAAGGAUGGCAGCCUAACAUGAUUUUGGAUGAUGGUGGGGAUGCCACACAUUUGAUGUUGAAACGUUAUCCAGCCAUGUUUAACAUGAUUAAAGGAAUCGUGGAGGAAAGUGUGACUGGAGUUCAUAGGUUAUAUCAGCUAUCAAAAGGAGGAAAAUUAACUGUUCCAGCAAUGAAUGUCAACGAUUCUGUCACAAAGACAAAGUUUGAUAAUCUGUACAGUUGUAGAGAGUCAGUUUUAGAUGCAUUAAAGAGAACAACUGAUGUUAUGUUUGGUGGGAAACAGAUCCUUAUAUGUGGAUAUGGUGAGGUAGGAAAAGGUUGUUCUGCUGCAUUGAAAGGUCUAGGCUGUAGUGUAAUGGUCACAGAAAUUGACCCUAUAUGUGCUCUGCAAGCUUGUAUGGAUGGGUUCAGAGUUGUACGACUUGAGGAGGCCAUAAAGAGUAUAGAUAUUUUAAUAACAUGUACAGGUAAUAAGAAUGUAGUGACCAGAUCCCACAUGGAUAGGCUGAAGACUGGUUGUAUUGUAUGCAAUAUGGGGCACUCCAACACAGAAAUAGAUGUUGGUAGUUUACGAACCCCAGAUCUCACAUGGGAGCAAGUUAGAUCUCAAGUUCACCAUAUCAUAUGGCCUGAUGGAAAACGUAUUAUAUUAUUAGCAGAGGGUCGUCUAGUAAAUUUGAGUUGUUCUAGUGUUCCUUCAUUUGUUGUCUCCAUCACAGCUGCUACUCAGGCAUUAGCAUUGAUAGAACUAUACAAUGCACCUCCAGGCAGAUAUAAACAAGAUGUCUACCUCUUACCAAAGAAAAUGGAUGAAUAUGUAGCCAGUUUACAUUUACCAAACUUUGAUGCACAUCUGACAGAACUAUCAGAUGAACAAGCUAAAUACUUAGGAUUAAAUAAAACAGGACCCUUCAAGCCAAAUUAUUAUAGAUAUUAAGGAGAACAGAAUAGUUGGAGAUUACCCACCAUUCCACAACAUGCCACGACAAUAAACAUAUCAUGUGAUUUGAUCAUGUGACAGACAAUAGUUUUCUUUAUUUCCUGCAUUUUUUCUUUGAAAUUGAACAGAAAAUCAUUUGACUAAAGACAAAGCAAAUUACUUUUUUUCAAUAUUUGUAGGUUUUUUGGUAAGAAAGCUCUUGUUUGUUUUUAAUAUUUUUUGCAUGAAGUUUAACUUUUGUAUAUUCCAUUUCAUGUCACAAAGGAAAUACAGAGAACUUUUAUAGAGCUAAAAUUUCUAAUUUCCCAAACACUUGUAUUGCAAAAACAAGCACCCAUACCUAUUUUUGUAUUAUGAUAAUUUUGUUUGGUGUGUUUUAUUAAUUUUGAUAUUGAAGAGAGAUGUCAUUUUUGAAAAUAUUCUUAUUUUAUAACAUUAACAUAGAACAUCCUUACAUAAAAGUUUUAAAUGAAAUAAGCUAUAAUAGUGAGAUUAGAUAUUAAACUCGUAGUUCAGAAGACCUGAAUUUAUUGCAAUCCUGUUUUUAAAUUUUCAUAUUCUGAAAGAAACUGUGAUAGUGUGUUUAAACAGUGAUUAAUGAUAGUAUAAAAGUAUGUUGUUAAUACGCUGUCAAGCUAGAACAUUGACAAAUUUCUAAUCUGAUGUUACUGUCUUUCUUUCACAAUCAACCAACUAAAUGAUUGUGUUUUCAUAUUUACUUGUAAAGAUAGUUUGAUCAUCUGGUCACUUUGCACAUAGGAUUUUAUUAUAUGCAGUCUGAAGAAUUGAAUUCAUAUAACUUAACUGAAUCAUAUAAAAUAUACCAAAGAUUCCUAGGUUAUGGUUUAUGUGUGCAAUAAUGAAAUCCUUAUACAAAUAACAAAAAAUAUGUAUUAUAACUUAAUUUUUAAAAACAUGACACUACCUGAUCUGGUGACUGUUCAUUCUGAUAUUGUUGGAUUAAAAAUCAUAAUGGCCAGUUUGAAAUUUACUUAAGCAUUUCUGAACAAUAGUCUUGUGUCAGUUUCAUUGUAACAGUUCUAUUUCACUUAAUUAUUAUUAAAUCAAACACUUACAUUCUUCUUGUAGUGUUCUGUAUGAGUUUUCAUGGACCCCAGGAACCAAUAUUGAAUCUACAGCCUUGGUAAAGUUUUAUUCAUAAGGUCUAUGAAAACUUGUAUCAACUUCAAAUAAAAUACUGUUAAUUUGGUUAGAAAUUCACGAAAAGGCAGCCUUCAGGUGACUAAAUUUUUUUAUUUGAUGCCUAAGCUAGUAAUAUUUUAUUUAAUAUGUAUAAAAUUGGAGAGUUCUGAAUCAUCUUUAAAUACUGAAGCCUCGUACACAAGAGGUUUGGACACCUGAUGAGAAAAAGCUAACAAAUAACCAUUAAAAUGUUUUAGGUUUCUUAGGAUUUGGCACAACUUUCAGAAUUUCGAUUUUAAUGCUCUUCAACUUAGUUAUAUUUCAUUUGGCUUUGCAAAUGUUUUGAUUAGAGCAGCACUGAUGAUUCUUAUGUAGACAAAAUAUGUGUCUGGUAUUCCAAAAAACUCAUCAAAGAUACCAGGCUUUUAAUGUUGUAUGCCAGAUGUGCGUUUCAUCUAUAUAGGACUCAUCAGUGGUGAUUAAAAUUAAAAAUAAAAAAACAGUUGGAAUGCCAAAUCAAAUACUAAGUUAAAGAACAUAAAUUACUGUGUCAAAUUCAUUAGGAGUUUAGCAACUUUUAUUUUUGUCUUAUUAACAUAAGUAAAAGUGUAAUGAAUCAAAACCUAUUCAUAUAAAAGGGGAAAAUGAUAAAAUUUAAGAUAUUAUGGAAGGAAAACAUAAUUUCCAAUAAUAUUGGUUGAACUAGUUUUAUAACUAUUUCAAGUUUCAAUCAAAAUUUCUUCUUGAGUUGAAUUUCAGAUGAAUUGUUUGUCCAUAGUCACUGUAAGAAAUUUUGCUUCCAUUCCUGUUUUCUUUUUUUUCAUCUAUUUUAAUAUGUAUAUAAUGUAGUUUAAACUUUUGUUCAUUCUUUUGAAUCUCAGAUAUUUUUAUUCAGAUACGAACAUAGUUUGACUGGAGAUGUAGUUAUUUUCCAUCUCCUCAUUUUCGUUUUAUUGAAAAACAAAAUGCAUUUGAUGAUGAAUAAGUCAUAAAAUGUAUGUAUAAAUUACCAACUUUUUUUUUGUAGAUUUUCCUUGUUUUCUGUGAUUUGUUUAGUUACAUAUCUGUAUAUACACAAAUGUAAUGUAUAAACAGAAGUAAUGUAUUUUAGUUUUAUUUGAUUUUAAUUGAUUUUUAUUUUUUAUUGAAAAUAACACUUCAUAUAAUAAAAGGUUUGAUACAAAUUUUCAGAUCUAGACAUACUUGAACUUUGCAUUAAUAUGUAUUUAUUAAUUAAUGUUUGAAAAUAUUUUCCUUAAAAAGAAAAAUACAUUUAUAAGAUUAUAAAAAAUAUUUUAGAGGAAUUUUUUUAUUUGAAAACAAAAACAAAACCUGUUGUAAAAAGGCAUUACAAAUUUGCAGUAGGUACUGAUUAUAAUGAGAAGCACAUUUUUUAGAUGACAAGUGCAUUGUUGAAAUUGCAAAAUUCUAAUAAAUAUGAAAAUAUAACAUUUAUAACCUAGUGACUUUUUUUUACUUGAUUGAAUCAUUUUCAGGUCAUUAUUCCUGUGUUUUUUUAUGCACAUAGCUAUAUAUAGUAGAUCAAAAGUAUUCAUGACAAGAUGACAUAUUUUUAAGUAAACAAGUAAUGAGUAAAAGUUUUAUGGGUGGUGGAAGAGGAAGAAUGACCAAAAACAAGAGGAUUGUGUGUAUAUUACACAUUAUUAAAUAAUAUUUAGUAUCAUAAUUUGAAAAAAGAGUAAAUUGAGAAAAAAAAAUGGAAAGUGAAAUUUAAUUAAGAAAAAUGUGGAAUUUAAAGUGUCUAGCCAAAACAGAAAAUAAUGCAACACAGCCAUUUUAAGAAAAAAAUUUUUUUUUAUUGCUAUCAGUUCAUCCACAUUGUCCAUAUUUUUAUGUGAAAUAACAAAAUUGUGUUUUCAUGUAAAAGUCUAACAUGAUAAUAAAAAAAGAUGUGAUCAAUUCAAGGCAAGAAAUUCACAAAAUGGAUGGUCAAAUUUAACACUUUAAAAGCUGAGAGUUAACUACUUUGCUGUCAUGGAUGCAAUUGUAGCUUAAUUUUCUGUUUUGUCUAAGGAUAUCAAUAUGGUGGUGUAUAAAUGGUUUUGGGAAUAUAAAAGUCAUAAUGGAAAGAAGUUAAUAGAUAUAUUGUAUGAUAAGAUGUAAUUCAGUUUCUGUGAUAUGCUUUAUAAAGAUUGUAUUGCAGAUGGAAAUUUACACAUUUCCUUAGAAAGGAGUUUUUAAGUAAAGAUUUUUGGUUUUUUUUAUAGGAUAUACUUUUGGAAAAAUUAAUAUCUAAAUGGAUUUUUCACAUGUUAAAAAGUAAUUUAGUUAUAUGUAAAAACCUUUUUAACUACAAUAUGCAAAUCAAAAUUUGUUUAUAGUGUUAAAUGCUUCUCUAAAUUCUAGGCUUUAGUGGUAAGAUAAAUUUUGACUAUCAUAUAUGAGAAAAAGGAUAAAAAAUUCUAGUCUGAAAAUUUUUUGCUUAAUUUUCAAAAUAGUUCAUUAUCCAAUACAUUAGGUGACUAUGCAGCAGUUUUUAUGUAUUCAUAGCAUUCAGGGACAGUUGUAAAUAGUAUUAUCUCUCCUUAGUUACUUCAUUGAAACUGCACUGCAUUAUGGUAACAUUCCAGUGCCAAAAUUGAUUGAAAGAGACUGGUGAAUAGAACAUACAUUUGCAUAUUUAUAAGUAAAAUUUUAGGGAUGCAUCUUCUUGAAGACCCAUUAAAAUUCAGCAGACAUCAACACUUGAUUGAUUAAGUUUGAUUGACCACAUUUCCAUAGCUCUCCAUACAUUAUACUUUCUAUGCAGUGCAGUUUCUAUGUUGCCAGAACUUUUACGAUAAUAUAAAAGCUAUAAAAAAGCUGAGAAUGAAAUUGAUGUGUGUUAUUUGUUACACUUUAUAUGGAUAUGUAAUUACACAUAGCAAACAGUCACUAUUUAUAUUACAUGUCACUUUAUAUAGAAUAAAUGUAUUAUUAUAUAAAGACAAAUUCAUGAAAGGUCAGUGUUUAAUGUGAUUGUUAGUUAGAAUAAGAGAUUUCAAAUGAUUUAGUGUGAUUACCAUGGUAACAAAGCUGUUACUCUAGAGUCAAUUAUGUUACAAGUCAGAAAUUGUUAGAAAUAAAAGCAGUUUAUAAAUGA
This is a messenger RNA of Mytilus californianus (California mussel), 5890 nucleotides long. RefSeq names its product S-adenosylhomocysteine hydrolase-like protein 1. Lineage: Eukaryota; Metazoa; Mollusca; Bivalvia; Mytilida; Mytilidae. Gene Ontology annotation, cellular component: cytosol. The transcript is spliced from 19 exons. The record is from RefSeq and is a predicted model, not a curated record. Gene Ontology annotation, biological process: L-methionine cycle. Bases 37 to 1641 code for a protein of 534 amino acids.